UGCUACAUUAUGUCAGGAGACAGCGACUGCACCAGGACAAGUCCAUCAGCGGGGUCUCCAUCGGACAACGAGUUCUUGCCAGAUCGGCCAAAGUAUGUUUGCUCGCUGUCUCCUGAUCUCGUUACCAAAGCCCGGGAAGAGCUCCAAGAGAAACCUGAAUGGAGGCUCCGUGAUGUGCAGGCACUCCGAGAUAUGGUGUGCAAAGACUAUCCCUCCCUGGGGACCUGCCUGGACGAUGCUUUUUUGCUAAGAUUCCUCAGAGCCAGGAAGUUUGAUUAUGAUCGAGCGCUUCAGCUUCUGGUGAACUACCACACCUGUAGGAGGAGCUGGCCUGAGGUCUUCAAUAACUUGAAGCCGUCCGCAAUAAAGCCUGUCCUAGAGUCUGGUUUUGUCACUGUGCUGCCUCGUCUGGACCCAGAGGGACGCCAUGUCGUCUGCAUCCGUCCAGACAGAUGGACACCCAGUAAUUAUCCGAUUACUGAGAACAUUCGUGCCAUAUACUUAACGUUAGAAAAACUCAUUCAGUCCGAAGAGACCCAGGUGAAUGGAAUUGUAAUCCUGGCAGACUACAAAGGAGUCAGCUUAUCUAAGGCGUCUCAUUUUGGUCCUUUUGUAGCCAAAAAAGUGAUUGGAAUUCUUCAGGAUGGAUUCCCCAUUCGAAUAAAAGCUGUUAACAUAAUAAAUGAGCCUCGUAUAUUCAAAGGCAUUUUUGCAAUCAUCAAGCCUUUUCUGAAGGAAAAGAUAGCAAACCGGUUUUUUCUCCACGGCUGUGAUCUCAAUUCCCUUCAUCAAAACAUUCCUCCAGUGAUCCUUCCGGAAGAGUAUGGUGGUACUUCAGGGAAGCUGGACAUCUCCGCAUGGAAUGAGCUGCUGCUAGCCUCUGAAGAGGACUUUCUGCAUGAUUUCUCACAGCUGGUUCUCCCGUGUGACAGCUCUCCCCAUGACAUGCUAGUGAGUGGGGAUGCUGAUGAAAAGCAAUGUGAUGAUUCUCUGCGAGGCAUGAAACCUCAGCUCUAUUACUGUUAUUAACAAACCAGUGAAGGGAAGUUUUCCAGCACCGUUAAGAUCUGUUCUGCUAGGUGAUGAUGUGAACUCUGCCUUACUCCUAAACCUGCAGUUUAGGAACAGACUGCUGAGGCACUUUACACUGUAGAACCAAAGGAAGCUGAAGAGGGCACAAUGGGGGCAGGGCAGAGUUCGGGGAGGAUAAAGGCAAAGAGCACAAGUUAUGUAGAAUACUUGAGGCUCAUCAGCCUCUGUGUGAAUGAUGCAAGCUGGCCUAUUCUUUCUAAUGAUAAAAAAAAUACAUUGCAGGAUGGUAAGCUUCGUUGAUAGUAUCUUAUCCCCUCCCUGCCCAGGUGAAAAGUGACAAUGAUGAUUUACUAGUUUUGUGACCAUCCGUUCCCUUCCCCUUCCGAAAACACCAGUAAUCCAAGACAAGAAAAUUGCUUUUGAUCCCUGCAAAAUGUAGUUCUGUCAGUGAAGAUUGCUUGAAACCAUGAAGUCUAACUUGGCCUGUGCUCUGUCACUUGGUUCAGACUGUGAGUUGGCAUUUCUGAAAUAUCUCAAUGAAUAUUUGGCUCAAAUUAAUACAGAGCAAAACUCUCUUAUCCAUGAAUAUCAGUAUGGGGAUCAUCUCUGAAACUUCCUCACAGUAGGAAGAACUAGAACUGGUGGAUUAACUACUACAACAUGUAUACUAAGGCUUAUUAUAAACAGAUGCAAUCUUUGUUUUCAGAAAACAGGAAGUUUUUCAGAUCAGGUACUUAGCCUUUUGAUUGGAUACAGCUUCAAAUAAUGAGGUUCAGGACCAAAUAAGAAAAAUGUAUGUCAGCCGCCUUCCCACAUUAUCAGUUGUUCUUUUCUUCAGCUGGUUGUGAGGAGGAAUUGGGUAACUCACUCUUACAUAGAAUUUGUAAGGAGGCUUUGUAGCAGUUGGCAUAUGAUGUAUAGAAGGCAAUACUUCAUGUAAGACAGCAAGGUGCUUCUUUAGCUUGUUACUUUGGGCAGAAUUUGAGUUUAAGUCUGUGAAACCAAAUGCAGACAGGCUAUUCGAAAGCACAUUCUUAAAUUUCCUGGUGGUAUUGUAGCAUUUUGUUCACUGUGCUUGUUGGCUCUUUUGUGAAAAGUUACAACUUUAUUUUC
This is a messenger RNA of Aptenodytes forsteri (emperor penguin), 2145 nucleotides long. RefSeq names its product alpha tocopherol transfer protein like (gene TTPAL). Gene Ontology annotation, molecular function: phosphatidylinositol bisphosphate binding. Gene Ontology annotation, cellular component: membrane. The transcript is spliced from 4 exons. The record is from RefSeq and is a predicted model, not a curated record. Bases 10 to 1029 code for a protein of 339 amino acids. NCBI's taxonomy places the organism in Eukaryota, Metazoa, Chordata, Aves, Sphenisciformes, Spheniscidae.